Messenger RNA from Sporothrix brasiliensis 5110, 228 nucleotides. RefSeq lists its product as uncharacterized. Lineage: Eukaryota; Fungi; Ascomycota; Sordariomycetes; Ophiostomatales; Ophiostomataceae. Bases 1 to 228 code for a protein of 75 amino acids. The record is from RefSeq and is a predicted model, not a curated record. The transcript has a single exon.
AUGGCCGGGAACAACGCGCCGCGAGCGAGCGCUCAGAUCACCGCGAUCGCCCUGAACGGCCCGGCGAACGUGAACGCGAGCGUGAGCGCGAUGCCACACCUCCCAACCGGAAUGGUCCCCCACCAAAGUCGGGCAGUGCCGCCCCUCACCACCUAUAUGGCCGGAGAUGACCGUACGCCCUGGGUUCCUCUCACCCUCAACUCGAACUUCAUCCGCAACAAAAACUAA